GUUGCUCUGCCAUACUUAGAAGGAGACAGCCAGGUUACCAGUGUGAUCCACUCCACAGCUUCAGUGCAACCCAGGCUUCUGCUUACUAUUGUACAGCCAAAAAAAAAAAGUGAGGCUUUAUGUGGGAAGCCCUUAGUAGGGAACUGAUUUACAUUAACCAAGCUAGCAGGCAGAGCUCCUUGUCAGCAGAGGUUGCUUUUUGGGUUGGUUCACAUGCCAGUCACGUCCACCCUUUGGAACAGCGAACAGCAACACUGGGGCUUCAUCAAGUGAUGAGAACAGACGUCAAACUGGCCUAUGAAUAUUGAUGUGGAGGCUAGUCUGCUUUCGUAGAGGAGCAGAAGGAAGCAAGAUGGCUGCCCUUUAGGAUUUGUUAGAAAGGAGACCCAGACUGUGUUUGCUGGAUUUCUGCAAAGCUGAGGGACAUUUAAGAGGUACGUUUGCGAGGAAGCUUUUUGGAUGGCCCCGGAGCAGGCCAGAUGGAAGAGGAAAGUACCAACCAUCAUGAGGGCAGUAGAUUGGGUCCACUCCUAAUACAUCCAGUGCCUGCUAGCCAAACCAAUAUCUCACAGCAACAAAAUGGGAACCUGACAUCCGAGUGCUCUCAUGUCCAAGUUAAUGGAGACAAGUAUUUAGCAACAAAAAGCAGCUUCAGCAUCACACAUAUGAAGGGAAACCAGGAAUGUGCCGAUUCUGACCCACUGCAUGAAAACAGAGAUUAUCCCAACCGUAUUGAAAAUGGCGGCUUCAAGCGCACUUUUAGUGAUCCUUUGAUUUCUGAAUCCAUUCAUUUGAAAAAAGUGAGAGGAGGCGAAACAGUUAAUGGAGAAAAACAAGGUGACCUGAAAAAUAUUCAACCAAGUGUCUUUGAUUUUGGCUGUAAAGAUGAUUCGGCAAGAAUAUCAGAACAGAAAAAUAAAGGGUUUCAGGUUCCCAGUGAGCAAUGUAAAGACGUGAAUUCCCAUAACAGAGACAUUGUCUUAGGUCUUGCGGCUAGGACAGUGCCAAUGUCAAACGGUGCUAGCUUUUCUGCUUCUUCCAUGGAAACUAUUCACCAGGAACUCCUGGAGAAAACAGAUCCUCAAUAUUAUAACAACAAUGUUUCCACUGCAGUGCAGAAGCAACCUCCUCACAUGGAUGCCAUUAACACUCAAACGGAUGCUAGCAAUGAAUUGUCUACCCAGACAAUUCAUUCAUCACAUACCUCAGGACAGAUCACCUCCCAACAAACUUUGAAUUUGGUGCUGCCUCAAGAGUCAGAUGCAAUGGCUGUUGAGGCUUCCAAUGGUGAGAGCUUCAGUGAGCAAGCUGUAAUAUCCAGAAACUACUCACUUCACAUACAUGAACAACAACCACUUCCACAGGAUACACCCAAAUAUAACUCCCAUACACUAACAUCUAACAGGAACUGUAACUCACGUGGACCUGCAGAACAUGCUUCAAACCAUCAACAGGCUGUUUCUACCAAUGAUUCUUUCCUUUUCAGAAAUAUGAGAACUGAUGAGAAGUUAGAUCAUGAAAAGAAGGAUCCUUUUACUUCCCUACAGUUCAAUAAAUUGCUGUAUUCCCAAGAAAGUGAAGGUUUUAAUUCCAAUCAGAAUACGUAUGAUGAAACCAUUUUCAAUUCUUCCCUAUCCAGUCAAUCUGGUAAGCUACAUGAUCAAGCAGUUUCUUCUCAGUCUGCUGUUCUGCACCCCCCUACAGUUAUAAAACAUAUUAUGCUACCCACAGAAUUACCUUCACCUCAGUGCACAGCAGUGAGAGAGGCAUCAUCCGAAAGCUCUAUUGCUAACAGAUGUAUCUCUAAAAAACAGUCAGAAAAACAAACACCCCUGCAAGAGAUUGGCCAAGAGAGUUGCAAUGGUGUAACAAAAGAAAGGGAACAAUUCAUGCAGCAAACUAAUCCAUAUUUGAGGACAAGCUGGUUAGAACAUCGGCCCAAUUACUGUAGGCAAAAAGAUUCUUCUCAGAAGUCAUCAGAGGAUUUAUUGCAAUUACUAAUUCAAUCUCAGUCGCAAAGCCAGAUGAAGCUAAAGCAAUAUACAAGAAAACCUGGAUUAGUUGAUCUUAGUCCGCGUAACCCUGAAUCACCAACAAAUGGGGUUUUACAUCAGUCAGAUAGUCCUGAUCAGCAGCAACAUUUCCAAAAGCACUUAUCACAAACAAAGAUUGACUCCCAGUUACAAUCCUAUACACAGAAAAAUAAAGCAAAUUGUUUUGGCUUUCAGUCUAUGCCAGAACAAGAAACUCAGCAUGCAUUUGACCAAGUCUUGAAACAGCACUUAAAAUUACAGACUUCAAAGGAAGAGUUAGUUUCCCAUAAUUUGCAACAUGCAAUACACCAGCAACAUACAAAACAAUGUGAAAGUCCACGGCUAAACCUUAACAAACAUCUUCAGCAGAAACAGGACAAAGAGGAAUUAUCACAAGCCUAUGCUAGCUCUGUGUACAAAAGUAAUCAAUCUAGAGGGAGCACACAAAACUCCUUAAAUCUAGAAGAAAACACACAUUCAAUAAAUCCUUACCCAAAUUCCCUUGGUUACCAAUUUUCUGCUGAGGACUUGGAGAGGGAAUUGAGGAAAUACCCAAGCAGCACAAAUGCAGCCCUUCAUCAAAAUCAUGAACCUAACAUGCACAGUAUGGGACCUUCUUGUGUAGGCAAAGAGCUAUAUACACCAGAGAAGAUUGAAUUUGGCAAAAGUAAUGGUAAAGACAUGACCGAGGAAUUGCAGCAACAUAUGAGACAUUAUCAGAAUCAUAAUAUUCAACAGCAUGACACACACAAUUACAACAACAAACAAAAUAACAGGGUUCCCUUUUCUAAUCCUCCACAUCCGCUGAGUCAAGAGAACAGCAGACUAAACCAUGAAGUUCCAAGAAGCAUGGAACACCAAAAAAGAUACUUACCACAAAGCCAUCCUACAACUAGUCUUUCACAAGAUCAAACAGGGUAUCAUUCUCAGUUUGCAAAUCAAGUAGAUUGUAUCCCAAAAUAUGCUGCUCUGAGGCAUCACUUGCUUCAGCGCAGAGAGCAACAAAAGCAUGAAAGUUCUCAUGGGCGUAGAUCUGCAAAAUUAGAGAACAACUGCAUGCGUACACCCGGGGAAAACAAAGCCGGGAGAAAAACAAUCAAGCAGGAGAGUCAGCAUUUUGGUACAGAGAUCAUGCAACAAAAGAGUAUAAUUGAAACACUGGAACAGCAGAUGAAACCGUAUCCUGGCAAAUCGGUGUUUCAUAAUCAUAUAUCAACAAUUAAAUCACCCAAGCAUGUUAAGGUAGAGUCAUCAGGUCCCAUUACAAUUCUAAGUACACACACUAAUUCUUCUACACUAGACCAACAACCCAUUCCUCCUCAAGAAAAAACCCCAACCAAGAGGGCAGCAGGAUCUGCUCUGAAUAAUUUUUUAGAAUCGCCUUCAAAGCUUCUGGGCACACCUAUUAAAAACCUUUUGGAUACCCCUGUGAAAACACAGUAUGAUUUUCCAUCAUGCAGCUGUGUAGAACAAAUCAUUGAGAAAGACGAAGGACCCUACUAUACACAUCUUGGAGCUGGACCUAAUGUAGCCACCAUCAGGGAAAUGAUGGAAGAAAGGUUUGGUGAGAAGGGUAAAGCUAUCAGAAUUGAGAAAGUGGUGUAUACAGGAAAAGAAGGCAAGAGUGCUCAGGGAUGCCCUAUUGCAAAAUGGGUAAUUCGGCGGAGUGGAGACGAGGAAAAGCUGCUGUGCUUGGUGAGGGAGCGGGCUGGGCACUCCUGUGAGACAGCUGUGAUUAUAAUUCUGAUAUUGGUUUGGGAAGGAAUUUCUGUAUCGUUGGCAGACCGGUUAUACUCUGAGCUCACGGAAACGUUAAGGAAAUAUGGAGCCUUGACAAACAGACGAUGUGCGCGGAAUGAAGAGCGCACUUGUGCUUGCCAGGGGCUGGACCCCGAUACCUGUGGUGCCUCAUUUUCUUUUGGGUGCUCUUGGAGUAUGUAUUACAAUGGGUGCAAGUUUGCAAGAAGUAAAAUCCCUCGGAAAUUUAAACUUCUUGGGGACGAUCCAAAAGAGGAAGAAAAGUUGGAAGCCAGUCUACAGCACUUGUCAACCAUGAUGGCUCCAAUCUACAAGAAACUUGCACCUGAUGCAUAUAACAACCAGAUUGAGCAUGAGCACAGAGCUCCAGACUGCCGUCUUGGUAUGAAGGAAGGUCGCCCUUUCUCCGGGGUCACUGCCUGCUUGGAUUUUUGUGCUCAUUCCCACAGGGACUUGCACAACAUGCAAAAUGGCAGCACGCUGGUUUGCACUUUAACCAGAGAAGACAAUCGUGAUAUUGGCAAAUUGCCCCCGGACGAACAAUUGCAUGUCUUACCUCUUUACAAGAUUUCUGAUGUGGAUGAAUUUGGAAGUACUACAGCUCAAGAGGAGAAGAAAAGUUCAGGUGCUAUCCAGGUUCUUUCUCAUUUUCGUAGGCAAGUGAGAAUGCUGGCAGAACCAGUAAAAACAUGUCGGCAGAAGAAAUUGGAGGCCAAAAAGGCAGCAGCUGAAAAAUUGUCUGCAUCUCUUGAAAACGGCAGUAGCAAAAAUGAAAAGGAGAAGCCUUCACGACACAAGAAUUCACAUCUGGAAACUGCAGCACAUGAGAAACAGCUAGCAGAUCUGUUGAGAAAUUCAAGACCAGUUAUGCCGCACAGUUCCAUUCCUAAUGUCAACCAUACUAAUCCCAUGGCCUCAUUUUCAGGCUCAGAUCAUUAUGCAAGCCUUAUGGAUCUUUUCCAUGCCCCUCCUAACUCAGCAGUUGCUUGUGCCUCCAAUCUCAUGAAUCCUUAUCAAGGAUCAUUAAAUCAAGGUAGCCCAUGUCCUCCUUACCCAUGUAACGGAAAUGUUCCUAUGGAAAAUUGUUCAAAUUAUAUUGGCUCUUACCCUCCACACCCACCUCCAAUUGACUUAUAUAAGUUUAAAAACCAAGACUCCAUGAAUAAAUUAAGCUUGCCUCCAGUCCAGUCAUUGUACCAGCAGAAGUUCACUAAUAACCAAACAUAUGGCCACAAGUACUUGAAUUAUGGGAACGAGGACAUGCAAGCUGAUAAUUUUAAUGGAUAUGAUCAUAAACUAACUUCUCACCCUGCAGGGCAUUUUAAUCCUUAUUCUUUGCAUUCAUCUGAUCAUUUGUUAAUAGAUGGUGCUUCAAAAUCCAAUUUAUUUAAUCCAGAUUACUCCUCCAUGAACAAAAAUGGUGACUUUACCUUUCCACACUCAUACCGGCCUCAUGAGACUUCAAGUACCUUGGAAGGCAGAGCUGGCUCUCUGCAUCCUUAUGGUGAAAAUGGUGAAAUAAGCUCACAUGCAGCCAAUGGAAUAUCAAAAAUGCUUCCAGGUCUAAACCAUGAUAGGACUACGCUUGGAGGCCUCACAAGAACUAAUGGUGCUAAUGUUCAUGAAAAGUUAACACAGGCCACUACUUCAGUACCAGAGGAAAAAGAAGAGGUUUGGUCAGAUAGUGAGCAGAGCUUUCUGGAUCCUGAAAUAGGAGGCGUAGCAGUGGCCCCAACUCAUGGAUCAAUUUUAAUUGAAUGUGCAAAGCGUGAACUCCAUGCUACAACCCCAUUAAAGAACCCCAAUAGGAAUCACCCUACCAGAAUAUCCCUUGUGUUCUAUCAACAUAAAAGCAUGAAUGAGCCAAAGCAUGGCCUGGCGCUAUGGGAGGCAAAGAUGGCAGGUAAGGCCAGGGAAAAGGAAGAGGACUGUGAAAAAUAUGGCCCAGACUACGUGGCUCCAAAAUCUUACAAGAAAGCAAAGCGAGAACCAAUUGAACCAGCACAUGAGUCUGGCGAACCAGCUUAUCUUGGUUUCAUUAAAUCUCUCUCACAGAGGACAAUGUCACUUACCACAGAUUCACUUGUCAUGUCAUCUCCUUACGCCUUAACACGAGUUACAGGUCCUUACAACAGAUAUAUGUAGUCUACUGGGUUACCUCAUUUACAUCUAAGUGGUGCAAGAUUUUUUUACAGGCUAGGCAGUGUGGUUGUGUGGAAUGUGCAUUGUACAGAGGAGAGGCAGUAUUUGACUAAACCAAUCUGGGAAUGAAUACCAGCAAUGCAAGUUUUAUAUUUAAUAUCAUUGUUUUCUUCUUUAACUUAGAGAUGGUUACAGGAUGUGUUGAGGAAGAAUGUAAAAUCAUCCUAUGCAAAGGUGUUCAAAAGAUAUUGAAAAACAAAACCUGUUUUAGUGGAUGAAUUAUAAAAGUAUUUUUUUAUCUUUCUCCUCAAAUAAUUGUACAUCUGUGAUCACUUUUAUAGAAAAUAUAAAAAUAUAGUGUAUAGCUAGGAGCCAGAGCUGAACUUACUGUAGUGUUUCCACAUCAGGAAUCUUACAAAUAACAUCUGGUGCUGAAUUCCUGUUGUGCUAAGUAAUACUGGAAAUGCAAUUUUUAUUUUAAUUUUUUUGUUUCGGUUUUUAUAUACGUGGUAUAAAAUUGACCUCCAGUGUAUGUAAGUAGUCUAGAUGCACAGUUUUUAUUAUAGAGGGAGGGAAAACAACAACAAAACACUGAAGAUAUCUGGACAUUCUUUGGAAAGAUUGGUGCUAAAAAGAGUGUCCUUAUAAGUCUAUAUGUUUAAUGCC
Molecule: messenger RNA, 6599 nt
Organism: Pelobates fuscus (common spadefoot toad)
Lineage: Eukaryota; Metazoa; Chordata; Amphibia; Anura; Pelobatidae
Gene: TET2
Product: tet methylcytosine dioxygenase 2
Exons: 10
Coding region: 480-5936 (1818 amino acids)
Biological process (GO): myeloid cell differentiation; positive regulation of transcription by RNA polymerase II
Cellular component (GO): nucleus
Molecular function (GO): DNA 5-methylcytosine dioxygenase activity
Source: RefSeq, a predicted model, not a curated record